This is a messenger RNA of Aspergillus sclerotioniger CBS 115572, 825 nucleotides long. Its product is annotated as HAD-like protein. Bases 1 to 825 code for a protein of 274 amino acids. Gene Ontology annotation, molecular function: beta-phosphoglucomutase activity; sugar-phosphatase activity. The record is from RefSeq and is a predicted model, not a curated record. NCBI's taxonomy places the organism in Eukaryota, Fungi, Ascomycota, Eurotiomycetes, Eurotiales, Aspergillaceae. The transcript is spliced from 6 exons.
AUGCACAUGAAAUCCUUCACUCACGGUUCAUUGUGCAACACUGCUAGCGGUUGCCUAGGGUCACGGGACCUCCACCACCUCUUCCUCACCUCGCUGCCUGCCGUGAUCCUCCACGGCCACACAUCUCAUCCCAUUGGGCCUUCCACCUACGGGUCAUCUGCGGCCCCGACUCAGGAGUACGCAUUUGAUGCUGUGCUGCUAGACUUUGAUGGCACGAUUCUCGACACGACGCAAGCCGUCAUCAAAUUCUGGCAUAGUAUCGCCGCAGACCUCGGAAUUAACCCCUCAACUGUCCUUUCCACUUCGCACGGAUGCCGCACAAUUGAUACCCUUGCGCUGUACGACCCUACCAAGGCAAAUUGGGACUAUGUAAGCGCAAUGGAAUCCCGCAUCCCAUACGAAUUCAGCACCGGUGUAAACGUCUCCGAAAACGCAAGGGCACGCUGGGGCAUCGUAACAUCCGGAACACAGGCAUUGAUUAACGGGUGGAUCGACAGGCUUGGGUUAGUCCGUCCGAGCAUACUUGUUACGGCUAAGGAUGUGCAGAUCGGGAAGCCAGACCCGCAGGGGUAUCUGCUUGGCCGGGACCGGUUGGGGCUUGGGGUGGAAAAGUCGAGGGUUUUGGUGGUUGAGGAUGCCCCCGCGGGGAUUCGGGCGGGGAAGGCGGCUGGGUUUGAGGUUCUGGCUGUUAGGACGUCGCAUUCGUUGGAGGAGUUGAGUCUUGCUGGGCCGGAUUGGAUUGUGGAGGAUUUGAGGAGUGUAAGGGUGGUGGGGGUUCAAGGGGGGUGGUUAGGGUUGAGAUUGGGGGGGCUUUUGUUUAGAUGA